ACGUGACGUCAUGUUUUUGUAUUUUUUCCUGCGUGAAAAAGUUAGGGUCUAGUCCCCUUUUUUGCGUUUAAUACCUGUAUCAUACCUUGUCCCUGUCUUGAAAGUGACACAGGGAGCCCGGUACCAUCAGUAGUCGCGAUCGGCAGUGGCUGGAUUGACAAUAGUCUUCGUCUUCCACCUGGCGAGCGCGAGCGUCUCAUUUUGUGGGGAUCAACAUUCCUGACUCCAGUUAAAGAUGUUCCCAAUCCCAAGUGUGGUCUUCAAAGGCUGUACAUUUGAGGGCAAUGUGCAGGUCAACAGUAACAACAACAACUGCACAACUAACAACUAUAACUACGGACAACAACGAUCAGGAGAAGGCUCUUCACAAGAUGGGGGGAGACAAGAACAUGAUGGAGCAACUCCACCGCCCCAAGGGAACCAGGCUCCCAAUGCUGCUUCAAUUUCCCAGCAACAUCCCCAACAAGUUGUAGCUGGCCAGAGGCAACCUCAUAGUUCUGGAGGUUAAAAUCCCAGUCCACGGCGCUUCCCACCUCCGGAAGAUGGGUCUGAUUCAGCACGAUUUCAGUUUCUAAGCCUCGUUGGGAACGCUCCCAUGUCUGACACAGCUAGCCUGCCUAGCCUUGUCACAGCUAGCUCCUCCUGUAUGUCAAGCGAUCACUCAUCAGAUGCAGAGACAGAUCUAGAUCUGUCAUCUUCCAGUGGCGAAGUAACGUCAGACGAUUUUACAUCACCAAAGGAAGCGAUAGCCCAACAUGCUGAUAGAGCAGAACCAGGGGAAGAAGAUGGAGAUGAAGAAGAAGAAGAAGAAGAGGAUGAGGAUGAAGAGGAGGUAGAGGAUGCUGCUGGCACUGAAGAUGAAAAGUGGGAGGUGGAGAGCAAUGAAAAGGAGGGUGACGGCAAUCCCGCGGAGCUUGAGGGUGUGCAGCUCAGCAUCGAUCGAAGAGAUGGGUAUUCAUUUACCUCCAUGCCUACAGCUGGACUUUUGUUGGACACAGGUUCAGAUUUGACCUGUGGUCAACAAACUGGGGACCAACCAAUGUCCCUUCACAGUGCCUCCUCCGCAGAACAUCCCCCUGAAACAGAGAUGAACAGUUCACCACCUUCGGCUGCUGCCCGUUUGAGUCCAGCAAACGCUGUACCAUCUACCAGGCAGGAACAGAAUGGAGACAUGCAAGCCCAGCUGACUGCAGGACUACUCAGUGAUCUGGCGAGAAGUGACCCACCGGACACUGCAGCACAGGACGAGAUAGACCCAGAGAUGAUGGCAAGGCUGGUCAGGCUGAGGUUAGACGACAGCCCAGGUACUGGUGGAAUGAGUGGAGAGUCAGGAGAAGGGACUGCAGUAGAACCAACUGAGCAGGCAUCGAGGCUAUCCAGUGGAGACGGGGAGUUAGAAGAAGGAACUGCAGUAGAACCAACUGAGCAGGCAACGAGACCAUCCAACGGAGAUACGCCCCCACCACAGCCUCGCAUUAUGCUGCAUGUCUCUCCACAAGAACCCAUCGAAGGUGAAAUGGUGGAUUUCGAGCUGCUGAAUGUGCCAUUGUGUGGCAUCGGUGACGUUGAGUGGAGACACUGCGGGAGACUGCUGCCACAAGCUGUUGGUCUCCACUACACCAUCAACAGCCAGAAGGAUGCUGGUGUCUACCAAUGUGUCAUCUACAAAGAACCGAAGAAGAUCAACAUCGUUGCUGUGGUGGAAGUGACGCUACAUGUGAAGAAGUCCACAGAUGUGACAGGACAGCCAUGUUUGGAAGAGGAAGGUGGAAGUGGCGGAAGUAAUGGGAAGGAAGAACCAGGAGACAGCAGUGGAGAUGCAAGAUUGCAAACAGAAGGAUCCCUUCCUGGCAGUGGCCGUAAUGGGACAUCUGAUCAGUCUGCACAGGGCAACAGGGACCAUGCUGCUGGAACAUCUGUCCUGGGAGCUGUCUAUUAUAGCAUCGCCCUGUCAGAGCUCAUGGAUGAUGCUGACCUUCUGGAAGAGGUGAAGGUCAAGCUUGACCCGGACUGCUGUGGUCGCAAGAACUGGAGGCAUUUGGGGGCCAAGCUGGGAAACAUCCCACGUGAUCAGCUGGAGUACUUUGCUUGCCAUGGCAGGCGCACCGAGGCAGUGUUAGAGAGGGUCACCUCAGAGAGACCUGACACAUCCGUGGGAGACCUAAUGAAUGUUUUGUAUCAGAUAAAGAGGGGGGAUGUAGUAGAAACUAUCAAACAGAACAUGUAAUGUUUUACUUUAACUCGAAAGUUCAUCUGUGUUGGUAGAAGUCAUUAUUGAACUAGUUUAACUGUAAUAUCCAACACAAGAAUUGGACUCACCCAAAUUUUCGACUGUUCAUUCCUUUUAUUUAUUGAAAAUGACAACAAAUCAUUACACUGGGCCAGCCUAGGCAGGCUAUGCAAGCUGAUGACGGCUGACCCACAAAGAUACAACAAACAAACAUUCCUUGACAAAGACUUAGUGCUGUACAGUCGAACGUUUGGGUGAGUCCAAUUUUUGAGCUGCAUAUCACAGUUGAAAUAAUUCAAUAAUGUUUUACUUUGGUUAUGAGUAGUAAAAAGAUAGGACAUAUAUAGCGUAGCCUAAAAGUGCAGGGUUUCAUUACAAAUGUACAAUCAAACCUGGUCGGGCCACCGCCUGACACAUGCCAGUACCUCCAGUCAUUAGCAACAUUAAAACAGCCUCUUCCAUUUUUACAUAGCUAACCCCACCCUGUACUCAGGAACUAUCUGUCGUCUGCAACCGUUUUUCCUCAAUCUCUUGAAUGAUCGCUAAAUCCAGGUCUGGCUGUACUGUACUUGUACAUUCCAAUGCUACAGCUGAUGACAGUGUUAUAAAAUGUGGAUUCCUGAAGCAUUUUCUGAUGUAGAUAAUUUCUAUUUUGCUGUUGGUAGGAGUGCUCAACUUCACACAUUCAUACAUAAUCACGCUCUUAUCAAGUUGUAGCAUUAACAAAGUUCAACUUCAAGCUUAUGUAACAUACUUUGUGAAGUAGCUUGUUGUUAUACUGGUAUCUAAGAAACUAGGUCUAAAUAUGAAUCAUGUCAUUAAGAUUACAGCUUGACUAUGAACUUUUCUGUUAUAUCAUACAAAUUUGUUAAAUGAUAUAAGAGACCUUAUUAGAGAAUUGGAUUGUUCAAUGUAACAAUGACCACUUUGUGUUGCAAAGGCAAGUUGUGAUCAUGAGAUAUUGAAAUUUUAUGCAAAUGUAUUUGUCCAAACUUUGAGCAAGCCUAGCUUGAUUUUAAUGAUGGGGACUUGACUAUAAAAAUGUCAUAAUAUUUGAAUUGUAAGCCACAAAGUGUGCUUUUUACGCAGUUGCAUAUAUGAUGAUAAGAGAGCGUCUUUUUUUAAAUGUUGCAACCAUUCAUAUCUUAUCCAUCU
Molecule: messenger RNA, 3385 nt
Organism: Branchiostoma floridae (Florida lancelet)
Lineage: Eukaryota; Metazoa; Chordata; Leptocardii; Amphioxiformes; Branchiostomatidae
Exons: 7
Coding region: 596-2227 (543 amino acids)
Biological process (GO): signal transduction
Molecular function (GO): protein binding
Source: RefSeq, a predicted model, not a curated record